GUAUCAAUGAAAUUUCCAACGAGUCACUAGUGAUAAUACGCUUAAAUAAUAAUAACGAAAUACGAUUACUAUCAUGAAUGAAAAUAUAUACACCUAAGUGUAAUAAUAUUCUAAUUGAAUUGGCCACGGACGGUGAGCUUGUGUUGUUUUUACAUUCACAUUCCCACCCAGCCUCUGUAAACAGUCGUGACAUUGUCAUGUCGUCACUGUCGUUGCCGAGAGUUCUUCAAAACAGGAAAACUAGUCUAGAUCAAGAGCGAGAACACUUUGAGAAGAUACAAGCUGCCAGUAUCAGCAAGGCUAUAAAUACAUUAGAAAAUCCUGUGAAAGAAAAACACGCAAGAAAUGCUAUAAUAGGUACAUUUCAAGAAAAAAGCGGUGAAACAUUUUGGCGAUGCGUUACCAAAUUGCCACUUCAAGAACAUCGAAUUGUUGCAUGGAAAUUUUGCCACGUGCUUCAUAAAGUCUUACGCGAGGGUCAUCCUAAUGUCAUUCAAUCAUCACAAAGGCAUAAAACUCUUUUACAGGACUUGGGAAAGUUAUGGGUUCAUUUAAAAGAUGGCUAUGGCAAACUCAUUCAGCAGUACUGUCAACUGUUAUUAACAAAAUUAGAUUUUCAUCGACGCAAUCCUGGGUUUCCAGGAAAUCUUGUUAUAUCUGAAGAUGACCUCAACCGAAUUGGCGAUAAUGACGUUAAUAAUUAUUUCCAAAUGUGUGUCGAAAUGUUUGACUAUAUCGAUGAAAUUUUGGGUUUGCAAUCAGCAAUUUUUGGUUCAUUAGAUAUGUCUCGCUCGAAUUCAAUGACUAGCCAUGGUCAAUGCCGAUUGGCCCCAUUGAUGCCUUGUAUUUUGGAUUCGGCUCAGCUUUAUGAUUUAUGCGUAAAAAUAUUAUUCAGGAUGCAUGCUACACUACCGCCAGACUUAUUGUCGGGACAUAGAAAACGGUUUUUAAGACAAUUUAAUAUUUUACGUCAAUUUUAUUUGGGGUCUUCCAAUCUUCAAUACUUCAAAACGCUUAUACAAAUACCACUUCUGCCCGAAAACCCACCAAACUUUUUGAUACAAGCCGAAUUGUCCACAUACGUUACACAAGCUGCCAUUGUAUUGCCAGAUGAAGACCCGCCAGAAAGUAACAAUAGUAUGGUUGGUGAUUUAGUUGAUUUAGGAAUUGGAAACAGUGUUACCAGCAGCGAAACCAGUCAAAGGUCUUUAUCACCCGAUUUAUUGGCUCAGAGGGACAAUGUUAUUCAGCAUUUACACGGAGAAUUAAAUUCCCAUCAAACGUUGAUAAUUCAAUUGAAACAACAAGUUUCUACAUUAGAAAUGGAAUUGGCAAAAAAAGACAGUGAACUAACCCAAGAAAGACUCAUUAGAGAUGAACUAUUACAACAGACAAGUUCCAUAGGCAAUUAUGAUGAACUGGACAAAAAAUAUAAAUUGCUGGAAGAAAAAUUCAACAAAUUGAAAGAAGUGUAUACCAAAUUAAGAGAGGAGCACAUUACAUUGUUGAGACAGAAAGCAGUUGUCGAUAAGUCACUGAGAGGAUCGGAAAAAAUUACUAAAUUUGCGCAAGCUGCCAAUACACUGUUGUUGUCUAUUAAAUCAGAUGUUGAUAAACAGUUGACAAACAUGCGUACUGUUGAGUUCAAUAUGGCACCACACAGAGUAAAAAUUGAAGAAGAACUGAUUGCUUUACAAGCUACUGUCGAUUCUACGACUCAACAAAAUGACGAGCUAACACUGAAAAUCGAAGCCUUAACUGUUGAAGCCACUGAAUCAAAAAAUCUAAAUGACGUUGAGCGUAUCAAGUCAGAUCUAGAAUUAAGGCUUUCAGAGUCUGAGGAAUUACGAUUUUCUGCAAAUGCUCUUUGGUUCGAGUGUUGUCGUAAAACAAUUGAGUAUACAUGUGAAUUAUUGGAUGAUCCUGCAAUGUCCUCAACUACUUGUUCGCCAGAAUGCAUGACUAUAAUAAAAGAAAAACUUCUUUGUGCUAUUGAUAAAGGAAAAGACGAUGCUGCAGGAUUUGCUCAUUAUGUUGCCAUGUAUAUUGUUUUCGGUAAAGCAGUAUCGAAUACAAAAUCUAACCUAAAUGAUGCUCAAAAAUUAGUAGACAGGUGUAAAGAUGUCGGUAGAGACAGUGUAAAACUUCUAACUGCUUGGCAAACUGGAAGUAAAAUUGAGGAAUGCUGCGAUGGCCUAAAAACGUCAUUAGAUGACGUUGAAUCUUUGGCCUCAACAACGCAAGCUACUGAAUCUUUAGGUGAUUUAGUAGAAGACGAACUCGCCACCAUGGACAAAGCCAUCGAAGAAGCAGCUAAUCGCAUUCAAGAAAUGAUAUCAGAAACUCGAGCAGCACAUUCUGGUAUUAAACUUGAAGUCAAUGAACAAAUAUUGGAUUCGUGCACUUCCCUGAUGGCAGCCAUAAGAAUAUUGGUGCUCAAAUCGAGAAAACUCCAAGCGGAAAUUGUUGAGAAUCAAGGUUCUAGUGGGUCGGCAAAAGAGUUCUAUAAACGCAACCACCAAUGGACAGAAGGACUUAUUUCUGCUGCCAAAUCUAUAGGUUUAGGUGCCAAAGGUCUUUUAGACGCAGCCAAUGAAGCAGUAAGUGGUGAGGGCAACUUGUCCAGAUUAAUAGUGGCGUCGCAUAGUGUAGCAGCUGGAACUGCCCAACUCGUUGUUGCGAGUCGCGUAAAAGCAUCACGAGAGAGCAACAACUUAGCAGAGUUAUCGAGGGCGUCUCGCGAUGUUACAAACGCUACUGCCACAGUAGUGGCGACUGCCAAAUCAUGCACCCAAUUGGUUCAACAGCAAGAAGAUUUAGACUUAGGCGUGUUGAACGAACAUCAAACAAAACGUUUGGAAAUCGAGUGCCAAGUUCGUGUCCUGGAGUUGGAAUCGUCGCUGGAAAAAGAGCGUAUGAAAUUAGCUACUCUGCGCAAACUACACUAUCAAGACAGCGAUCAAAGUUAGCGAACAAGUUAUAUUUUCUUCUUGUCAAACUAUAUCAAACAAAAUGACCUAAGAACAAACUAUAUGGAAAUGUUUUAGGAGGUUAGGUUUUUUUUUUUUUACUUAUAUACUUUUUGUUAUACAUGUCAAUUAACUACUUAUUUUUUAAAUUUUAAUUAUUGUUAAAAUGUACACAAAUCCUGCUUAUUUUGAUGUGUUGCUACUGAUUUUACUAAGUAAAAAAAUUACAUUGCUGGUUAAUGAAUUAUAUUAACACAACAUUUUAUAUUUAUAAAACCCCACCAUUGGCUAAAUUAAAAAAAUAUCAAAAAAGUACCAAGCUAAAAUUUGUUGUGUCCCUAACAUUUUUUUUUUAACACACUAUUAUUCGCUUGCUUUUGUUGAAAAUUGUUUUUUUCUUAAUUUUGAAAGUUAAUUUUACUUGUUAACAUUUAACAGUUUGUUAUUAAAUUUUCAAGAACGAAAUGUCUGUACAGAAUAGUAAGAUAAAAGUAUUUAUAUAAACCUGUGUGCAUGCGAACAACGAAAAAAUAUUGUUUAAAAAUGUUAUUAUUUAAAACAAUUAAAUUUUUUUAGUUAAUUAAUACCUUUAGAUUAGCAAAUUAUUAUGUCGAAAACUUUGUUUUUUUAUUUUUUUAACCGUGGCAUAUUUUUUUAAAUUAGUUUUGUACCUAAGCCUGUAUGAUCUGCGUCAAUUGACAUAUCUAUUACAACCGUUAAUUAUUAUAGUAACCUAACCAAAUAUUGAAAUUUUUUUAUUUAUAUAUUAAACUUCAUGAUUAUUAUUGUAAUUUAUAUUGGUUACAUCAU
Messenger RNA from Adelges cooleyi (spruce gall adelgid), 3779 nucleotides. RefSeq names its product huntingtin-interacting protein 1 (gene Hip1). Lineage: Eukaryota; Metazoa; Arthropoda; Insecta; Hemiptera; Adelgidae. The record is from RefSeq and is a predicted model, not a curated record. Gene Ontology annotation, cellular component: clathrin-coated vesicle; actin cortical patch. Gene Ontology annotation, molecular function: clathrin-cargo adaptor activity; phosphatidylinositol-3,5-bisphosphate binding; actin filament binding. Gene Ontology annotation, biological process: actin filament organization; clathrin coat assembly; endocytosis.